AUCAUCCGCAUGAUGAACUACUUCCUGGGCGAAGAAACGUUUCGGAAGGGCAUCUCCAAUUACCUCAAGGCUUUCGCUUACGACGCGGCCGCCCAGGACGACCUGUGGGAGUUUCUGACGGAGGCGGCGCACGAGGACGACACGCUGGCCGCCGACGUCAGCGUGAAGGACAUCAUGGACACGUGGACGCUGCAGACGGGCUACCCGGUCGUCAAGGUGGAGAGGGACGCGGCGGGGACGUCCGCCACGGUCACGCAGGAGCGUUUCCUCCUCCUCCCCGGCGCCUCCGGCCGCUCCGACGCCUCCUGGUGGGUGCCCCUGACGGUGACCUCCCAAGACGCCCCCGACUUCAGUCAGACGCGCCCCUCCAGCUGGCUGCCCGCGAGCGCCUCCUCGACCUCCCUCUCCGGCCUGCCCCCCGCCGACGCCUGGAUCCUCCUCAACCUGCAGCAGACGGGCUACUUCCGCGUCAACUACGACGCCAACAACUGGGAGCUUCUGACCAAGCAGCUGGCCGACGCCCACGAGACCAUCCACGUCACCAACCGCGCGCAGGUCAUGGACGACGCCCUCAACCUCGCCCGCGCAGGCCAGCUGAACUACACGACGGCCUUGGGUCUGAACGAGUACUUGGCCAAGGAAACUGAAUACGUCCCCUGGAGAACCGCCCUCAAUAACUUGGAUUAUCUUGACGCGAUGCUCAGUGCCACGCCUGGGUACGGGGCGCUCAGGCAAUACCUCCUCCACCUGCUUAUCCCUCUGUACAACUCGGUCGGCUUCGAGGACGACCUUCAAGGACCACACCUGGACCAGUACAAGCGGGCGAUGGCGCUGAGGUGGACGUGUGGCCUCGGGUAUGAGGACUGUGUGGAUCGGGCGGUGCUCCACUUCGAUCAGUGGAUUAACAAUGGAAGCGACGUGUCCCCGAACCUGAAGGCGACGGUGUACUGCAGCGGCGUCGCGGCCGGCGGGGACGAGGAGUGGCAGGCCGCCUGGGCCAUGUACCUGAGUGCCAGUGUGGCGUCGGAGAAGGCCGUGCUCCUCUCGGCACUCGGUUGCACCAAGGAGGUCUGGCUGCUGACAAGGUACCUCGACAUGGCCUUCACCGAGGGCAGCGGCAUCCGGAAGCAAGACUCGACCGCCGUCUUCUCCGCCGUCGCCAGCAACGACGUCGGCAGAUACGUUGCCUGGGCGUUCCUGCGGGAGGAGUGGCCGAGGAUUUCGUCUUACUACGACACGUUCGCCUCUCUGGGCAGCCUGGUCACGGCGGCCGCGGCCAAGUUCAACUCCAGGGACGAGCGGCGACAGCUGGAAUCCUUCAUCGAAGAAAACCAGGACAGUCUCUCCUCCGUCGCUCGCUCCGUCUCGCAAGCGCUUGAAAACACAAACAACAACAUAGCUUGGAUGGACAAAAACUAUGACGUCAUAGUCCAGUGGCUGCACGAUAAAGGAUACGACCAGUGACGUCAUAGCGGUUGAUUCGACGUCAUGCUGGCAAUGACGUGACGAGGUAAUUUAUGACGUCAGGGUACAUCUUCAUUUCCGUGACGUCAUAACUGAAGGGACGACGGGAGAUCGGUGACGCCAAGGAACCGAAUAUAAUUUGUAUAUAUUAUUGAACUUUUUGGCAACUUUUUCCUUUUCUACUUAUCUAUCUACCUAAUCAACCGUCUCUCUACCUUUCCUUUUAUCCAUCUACGUGUACUGCAGAAGAAGACAGUUUCAUCACAUGGAUGAGUCUCUGAAAACGGUUCACUGGAUGAGAGACAAUGUUUUUGUUAAUUACAACUAUUUACGUAUUUACAACCAUUAAGUUUUCUCAUUUUCCCUUUUUGUUUUAUAACACACACACACAAAGAUGUGUGUAUAUAUAUAUAUAUAUAUAUAUAUAUAUAAAUAUAUAUUUAU
Messenger RNA from Penaeus chinensis, 1908 nucleotides. Its product is annotated as aminopeptidase Ey-like. NCBI's taxonomy places the organism in Eukaryota, Metazoa, Arthropoda, Malacostraca, Decapoda, Penaeidae. Gene Ontology annotation, biological process: proteolysis; peptide catabolic process. Gene Ontology annotation, cellular component: cytoplasm. The transcript has 9 exons. Gene Ontology annotation, molecular function: peptide binding; zinc ion binding; metalloaminopeptidase activity. The record is from RefSeq and is a predicted model, not a curated record. The annotation marks the transcript as partial.